AAGAUUAUUUAUCAGUUAAUUCUUCAUUAAAUAUCUCAAAAAUGUCCUACAAAGUGCACGAAAUAAUAAAAGAAGCUUCAUCUGGAUUCGAAAAAAACUUUCACACUCAAUUUAAGUACAUUUUAAACGAAUUUAAUGAAGAAAUAGAUCCAAAAAUAUGCACCUUAAUUAAAAAAUACAACACAGUUCAACUUCCCAAAGCCUUUGAAAAGUAUCUGGAACAAAUUCGAGCCCUGGAAGUCUUUGAAGACGACAUUUGGGUCAUAACUUACCCAAAAUGCGGCACAACUUGGAGUCAAGAAGCAAUUUGGCAGAUUUGCAAUGGAGUUGAUAUCGACGAAAAAGGCAAAAUUUCGAUUCGCAACAGAUUUCCGUUUUUAGAAAUUCAAGCAGUUGCUGCUGAUCCAACGAACGAAUCAGAAUUUGAAAUUAUACAAAAAUUGGAGAGACCGAGAUUCAUUAAAAGUCACUUACCAUUAGCUUUUCUACCAAAUGCGCUUUGGAAUGUGAAACCGAAGAUUAUUUACGUAACGAGAGAGGCAAAAGACGCGGCAGUUUCUUAUUUUCAUCAUUAUUACAAUUUAUACAAUUAUUCGGGAACAAAAGAAAAUUUCAUGGAGCUUUUUUUGAAUGGAAAUGUCGAGUAUGGAGACUAUUGGGAUCAUCUUCAUCAAUUUUUAUCUUUGAAAAGCGUUUAUCCGAACAUGGAACUCAUCAAAUUUGAGGAUUUAAAGCACAACAUGGAUUCGGUUCUCACUCAACUUUGUAAUUUUUUAGACAAAAAAUUGUCUCCGGAAAAACUUUCGAUCCUUAAGCAACAUUUGCAAUUUGAUUCGAUGAAAGCAAAUCCAGCAAUAAAUCCUCCGCAUCUCAAAAUUCUCGUUCAAAAGCAACGACCUGGAAGUGAAUACACUUUUCUUCGUCGAGGUCAAACCGGAUCUCACAAAGACGAGAUGCCUCCAGAAUUUGUCGACAAAUUUGAUGAAAAAACACGAAAAAGAUUGGAAGGCCUUCAAUAAGGCAUCAUGCAAAAUUUUUAUCGUUAUGGGAGAAAAGAAGUUAAGUGACGGAAAUUUAAUGACUCGUAAUUAUUAGACAAGUAAACAAAUAAUUAAUUAUUUCUGUAUAAAUAAACGGCGAUUGGAAGGAAAAAUAAGGCAAAAAUAAUUAUGUGUUGUUGACACUUGAAAUUGCAAUCCAACCAAUUUUUAUGUCGUCGUCGUUAAAAUGUUUGCUCUCAUAAUUAAUUUUUAUUUUAUUACCGUAAUUGGCGGAAAAAUGAAAAAUUGAAGAGAGCGGUAAAUAACUUGUACAAGGAACUCUCGUUUUGUUGGCAUCUCAAAAAAUCGCCAAGCAUAUUCAUUCAAACAACUUUUGGUUCAUGUCUCUGAUUAAAGAAAAAAAAAUUAAAAAAAAUAAAAAUAUUUAAAUUUUUAAGAAA
Molecule: messenger RNA, 1441 nt
Organism: Culicoides brevitarsis
Lineage: Eukaryota; Metazoa; Arthropoda; Insecta; Diptera; Ceratopogonidae
Product: sulfotransferase 1A2-like
Exons: 3
Coding region: 42-1019 (325 amino acids)
Biological process (GO): sulfation
Cellular component (GO): cytoplasm
Molecular function (GO): sulfotransferase activity
Source: RefSeq, a predicted model, not a curated record